AUGAUUCCAGAAGAAUUACAAAUGAUUCAAACAAUUAAUGAAGUGAAUAUACCAAUAUUCAAUAUUACAAUUCAUGGAAUUAAUGAUCAUGUAAAUGUACAAAAAUUAAUUACAUUCUUAUUACCAGAAUAUGAAACAAAGAAUAUUGUUGUCAAGGUAUUAAAUAAAGGCUAUUCAAAUCAAUUAAUCUUAAUUGACCAUAAGAAACAAUAUUCAGCUUCAUUAUCUUCAAUACCAUCAUUAAUUAUACGUAUUUAUGGGAAUUUAACAACAUCAUUAAUAGAUAGAACAAAUGAAAUGAAAUAUAUGAAAGUAGUUGGAAAAUUCAAAGGUUUUCAACAAUUAUAUGGAAUAUUUAAUAAUGGAUUUGUAUAUUCAUACAUUGAUGGUUGUGAUAUUUCAUUGGAAAAAUUAUAUGAUAUAAAAUAUGGCAAAUUAAUUGCAGAGAAAUUAGCUCAGUUACAUUGUUUAUCGAUUGGUGAAUUUAUACAACAACAAAAUAAGAAAAUCAAUUCAGAAUCCCAAUUAUUUCCAACAUUAUUCAAAUGGAUCAACCGACUUGAUGAUGAAUUUAUUAAUUUAUCAAGAAAAUUAAAAAAAUAUGAAUCAAUUUUUCCAAGUAAAUCUUAUAUAUUCAAUGAAGUGAUCAAAUUGAAAGAUCAAUAUCUUACCAGUCCUAUAUCUAAAGUAGUUUUAUGCCAUAACGAUCUGAAUGCAGCUAACAUUAUACUGGCUCCAGAUGAAAAUUCUGUUCACCUGAUUGACAUGGAAUAUUGUGACUUAAACUAUGCUGCAUACGAUAUUGGUAAUCAUUUUUGUGAAUUUACUGGACCAUAUGCAAUAGAGUUUAAACGUUAUCCUUCAAUUGAAUAUCAAAAAGAAUGGAUAAACAUUUAUUUAACAGCCUAUUAUCAAUAUUCUAAUUCAAAAUCAGAUCUUCAUUAUAAUGAAUUACAAUGGAAUAGAUCUAAAGAAGAUUAUAUAAAUCAAUGGAUUAAAGAGAUUAAUUGUUUUGCAUUAGUAUCUCAUUUACUUUGGGCUGUUUGGGCAGUAAUUUGUGCAUCGGAAGACUUAUAUUCUAUGGAUUUUCUAGCUUAUGCUGAUUCAAGAAUGAAACAAUAUUAUUAUAUGAAGAAAUGGUUACCGUCAACAUUUCAAUUACCUGUUGUGUAAUUUAUAUUUACAACUUUCAAGAAUUUUCAUAAGCUAUCAUCUAAACCAGAGAUUUGACCAUGAAUGUUUCCAUGUGUAUUGUGUAAUGGACAUGUGGAUGGCAUACAAAUAUCACCGUCAGUGAGAACAUACACACACUCGAAAAACAUCAAAUAUUACAGGAGAAUUCUUUAUUGUAUACACUAAAGUCAUCUGCCUUAAUUCUGUUCUAAAUGAUCUUAUCUAUUAAAAUAAUUAAUAAGUAGGAUAUUAAUGCUUUAUUCUGUAUAACAUGUUUGUAAUAGAAAAAUUGGUGAGAUUAUAAUCUAUGGAUGACCUUUGAGUGACCCCAAAGUGACCUUGAGAGUGUUGACCUAGUAACUAGGACCAAAUCAGGGUUAUGAAACAUUGUGGGGGAUUACAGUUAUGAUUUAUUGUUGAUAAUUAAGAUUAGAAAUUAAAUUUAGGGUUUUCAUCACGAACUGACAUCAGCUAUAAUGCCAAAACUCUAUUUAGCCAAAUGGAUGAAUGAAUUUCGUGUCAAAAUCCGAGACCUUAUUAUCCUAUAUCUGACUGAUUCGUCCAAAAAAACUAAUAAUCUGGCCGAAAAAUUUUGUCAUCUAACCUUUAAGCAAAGAUAGAUGGUAGUUAGCAAAAGCAAUCCAGGAUGCAUGUUUCGUCCUAUCUGGUUUUCAGCAUCUGGAUGUACCUACAUACAAAGAUGAUAUUCACUCAAAGACUGAUCAAUAACGAUCUCAAACGUGCAAUGCCAAGCGGCGUUCGGGAUGGUUGGACGAAAGUUAGGGGCGGACAAACCAAAACGUGGCAUCAGUGCUUGAAGUCACUAACUUCUGGUCUGAGCCAUGUUGGUGGAUGCAGACUAGUUGGUUGGGGUCCGCGUGACUAUCCUCACCAAUGGUUGAGACUGUCGGUGACAUGGCUCAGAAUCGAUCACAAUGGCGUCGGUGUAUACACUCUCUGUCUUCCUUUAAACUAUGAGAUUAAAAUCGCUUCAUAUCUUUCUUUCUACGAAUUAAUUCUUUCUUCGUGUACUAUAUCCUUAUUGCAACCAUUCUUUUAUAUAUUAACACCUCUAAAUUAACUACUUUUAUGAAUCCGGUGUUCAUGUUGUUGUGUUAAUGAGGUAUGUCAACUUGGACCGAUAUACAUAUAUGUGCCUGGUCCUACAUUGAAGCUGACUGAUUGACUGACCAAACAUCAAUGGGAAGAUUCAAACAAAUAAUACAAAAAUAAAUUAUCCAUUUAUCUUUUAAACAUGCUUUAAAAAAA
Messenger RNA from Schistosoma curassoni, 2442 nucleotides. The record is from the annotation of a GenBank genome assembly. NCBI's taxonomy places the organism in Eukaryota, Metazoa, Platyhelminthes, Trematoda, Strigeidida, Schistosomatidae.